This is a messenger RNA of Aspergillus campestris IBT 28561, 479 nucleotides long. RefSeq lists its product as uncharacterized. The transcript has 2 exons. The coding region runs from base 56 to 238 and encodes 60 amino acids. NCBI's taxonomy places the organism in Eukaryota, Fungi, Ascomycota, Eurotiomycetes, Eurotiales, Aspergillaceae. The record is from RefSeq and is a predicted model, not a curated record.
CACAAUUCAUCCCGAUUCCUCCCAUAUUCAUUGGUCAUAUUCUAAACCAGUAAAUAUGCACCUCACCUUGAUCUUUGCUGUUGCUUUCUUUACAAUUUCUCCUGCGUUGGCUAGGGCCGACCCGCCAAAUUUUCUUACUGAUUGCCUCUUCGAGUGUGAAACUGAACCCUUUGACUGCCCUCCUCACCUUAACUCACACCAUGUUGAUAACUGCUGGACCUGCUGCCAUGCCACCUAAUUGGGGGUAAAGAAGAGGAGCCAAUGUACCUUUCUCAUAUGGGCCGUGGUGGACUGCAACAGAUUCCUUCCGUGUACUUGGGGUGGUAAUGCUGGUAGCUAGUACGGAGUAGCUUGUCGAGAUAUACGAUGUGAUAGAGGUUACUCACAAAGCACGAAAAGAGUCAUGGUGACUUUUGUAGCUGAGUGGUAUCUCUUUUCGGCACCAUAUCAUUGUACGCAGUAGGUAGUAUACCAUACUA